This is a messenger RNA of Diutina rugosa, 441 nucleotides long. RefSeq names its product thioredoxin family protein. Lineage: Eukaryota; Fungi; Ascomycota; Pichiomycetes; Serinales; Debaryomycetaceae. The record is from RefSeq and is a predicted model, not a curated record. Bases 1 to 441 code for a protein of 146 amino acids. The transcript has a single exon.
AUGUUCCGUGUACUCCCUAGAACCUCGAUCUCGCCUUUCCGUGGCAUUGCCUGUCGCCCGACUCAGCUGUUGCUUCGUUUCAAUUCGUCGAAGGCCGCUCCUAAGGGUAAUGUCAAGGAAAUCUCGGACUUGACUCAAUUCAAGGAUUUCGUUAAACCCGACAAGUUGACGGUGAUUGAUUUCUACGCCACCUGGUGUGGUCCCUGUAAGGCCUUGGAACCCAUUUUCGCCAUGUUGUCGGACAAGAUCCCCGAAGUGUCGUUUGGCAGAGUAGACGUCGACAAGGCCACCGACGUCGCUCAAGAAUACCAAAUCUCCGCCAUGCCCACGUGUCUCUUUUUCCAAAACGGUCUCAAGAUCGACACGAUUGUAGGCGCUAACCCUCCUCGUCUCGUUGAAUUGAUUGCUGAACAUGGCAAAGUCGACCUCAAGAACCGCUAA